Molecule: messenger RNA, 1337 nt
Organism: Perca fluviatilis (European perch)
Lineage: Eukaryota; Metazoa; Chordata; Actinopteri; Perciformes; Percidae
Product: CD151 antigen-like
Exons: 8
Coding region: 206-967 (253 amino acids)
Cellular component (GO): membrane
Source: RefSeq, a predicted model, not a curated record
GCUGGGUGGAGUCACCAGCAGGAGCAGCAGCAGCAGCUCCAGCCUUAUUCAGUGCGUGAGCUCAGCACUGAUUUUUGUGACUCCCUAUUCCGCUGUCGGAGAGGCCUUUGUCUGAGGAAAGUGGAAUGAAAACAGGCGACAUAUAGCAAUAUUUCUUACAUAUUUCAUCGCUUUAUAUCGAUAAGAAGAGCAAAUAUACGGGAGCAUGGGGGUCUAUGAGGAGAAAAAGGAAACAUGUGGAACCAUCUGCCUGAAAUACCUCCUGUUUAGUUUCAACUUUCUCUUCUGGUUGGCAGGGGGCGCCGUGAUGGCGGUGGGUGUUUGGACCUUGGUUGAGAAGAGCGACUACAUCAGCCUUCUCUCCUCUAAGACCUACGCCGCCUCCGCCUACAUACUGGUCCUGGCUGGGGCCAUCGUCAUGGUAACAGGCGUGCUGGGCUGCUGUGCCACCUUCAAGGAGCAGAGGAGGCUACUGCGAGUGUACUUUGUCCUGCUGCUGUGUAUCUUCCUGUUGGAGAUCCUGGCUGGCGUCCUGGCUUAUAUCUACUACCAGCAGUUGAAUGAGGAGCUGAAGCAGAACCUGAGAGAGACCAUGACCCAGAAGUAUAAACAGAGCAGCCAUGAGCCCAUCACCAGGGCUGUGGACAAGCUGCAGCAGGAGUUCAAGUGCUGUGGCAGCAACAGUUCCUCCGACUGGGAAGAGAGCGUCUGGAUUCGCUCCAGCGACGCAAAAAGCAGGAAGGUGCCUGACAGCUGCUGCAAGACGCUCACUGAUCUCUGCGGCCUCAGGGACCACCCAUCCAACAUCUACAAGGUGGAGGGUGGCUGCAUCACCAAACUGGAGAAAUUCAUCCUGGACCAUCUGAAGAUCAUCGGGGCGGUGGGUGUUGGCAUCGCCUGUGUACAGGUCAUAGGGAUGGUGUUUACGUGCUGCCUAUAUCGAAGUCUAAAGGCAGAGCCGUACUAGGAGAAGCAGCAGCAGAAGAAGAAGAAGAAGAAGAAGAGUGGGUGGGUGGGUGAGGGAGGCGACUUCAUCACCACAUGCCGUACUCAAAUAGCCCAUAGGUUCUUUUCUUUGCAACUUUGGCAAGCAAUCAAAUUUCACAUCUGAGGGUCUCAUUUUGGUAAACAAAGGGUGGAAAAACACUCCCAAGGUUUCUUGAAGUAAUUAGGCACUCAAACUGCAGCCUCAGCUACAUCUUCCAAGAUCACAGCGCUGUGAGGAAAAAAAAAAGCCUCCGAGAGAAACUGAUGGGGAAUUUCUAACGCAGACUGUGGAAAUUGGCGUGGGACAGACUCCUUGGGACUUAAACACUGUAGUUUUCUUCCACUCCUGU